This is a messenger RNA of Aspergillus pseudonomiae, 1215 nucleotides long. RefSeq lists its product as uncharacterized. The record is from RefSeq and is a predicted model, not a curated record. The transcript has 2 exons. The coding region runs from base 1 to 1215 and encodes 404 amino acids. NCBI's taxonomy places the organism in Eukaryota, Fungi, Ascomycota, Eurotiomycetes, Eurotiales, Aspergillaceae.
AUGACCAUAGACACUCAACCCCUUCCAACAGCAGCCCAAAUCUCCCUCCAAACCUUCCACCUCCCCGCCUUCCCCCCCGAAGCAGCCUCCCUCAAACACCUAACCCUAACCUCCGACAUCAAGCCCACCGACUACGCAGACCUGCUGUCCACCCAAGAUGCAACGCCACCAAUAAUCCCACCGACUCUCCCCAAGGGAAUCCAAUCCCUAACCCUCGAACUCUUCUCCCUAGGCUACCCAGCCCCCUUCCUCACAAACUUGGGGAAAUCCCUCCCCAACCUCAAAGACCUCACGCUGUACUCCCACCUCAUCGACGGCGUAAGCGACGCCUCCCGUCGCGACGCAGGAGAGUUCAUCCGCGGUAUUCUCACGGGUUCAAACAACUAUAAAGAUGAGAAUGAGAAUACUACCAGUACAGGACUCCGGGAAUUGCAUCUCCUGGAUGUAUUCUGUCGGAAGGGGUUUAUCAAGGGGAUCGGCGAUGUUCUACAUGACCGGAAAUCCCAAGGUGCACUACGCUUCCUGGAGGUGUCGUACACGUAUCGCGGCCAUUCGGAUGGAGCGUUCCUGGAUAGGAUUCCCGUGGAUGAGUUGCCGCGUUUGCUAGUUAAAGGGCUGGUGGGGGUGUCGUUGAGGUUGGACGCUGCUACUGCUGGGUUGGAGGAGGAGGACGUGCCUGAUGAUCCGGCCGAUGUGGGGGAUCGCGUUGGGAGGAAGCCGGAGGGGAUUGUGCCGGUGGGGUCUGGGCAUGACGGGACGGGGUUGUUGGUGGAGAGGUUGGAUGAAGUUGAAUCUGAUUCGGGGUCAGGGUUGAAGAUGCUGGAUUGUACGCUCUAUGCCCUGUCACUUGAGCAGCUGGGACGUGUGCUACGGCGUCAGAGACGGUUGGCGGUUCUCAGUGUUAGCGUCCUUGUCUCUGAGGGGGAGGAUGCAAAGAAGGGGUUAUUGGAGACCUUGAGACUUGGGGGUGGGGAGCUGGAGGUUGUGGAGGUUGUGGGGGUUCCUGGGUCGGAGUGGAAGGAUAUUGCGGACUCGGUCAAGUCGCAGGAUCUUUUCCGGGACGUCUUCCCUUCGUCAUCUGAUAUGCUGGGUCUUGCUGCUGCGUUGCCGCGUCUGGAGAGCUUUUCCAUGACGAUCCUGCGGGCGCCGGCGUUUGGGUCUGUUUCGUGGGUGAGAAGGGAUGGUCAAUGGGUGGCUGACACUGAACGGCCAUAG